Tachysurus fulvidraco (yellow catfish) is the source of this 3530-nucleotide messenger RNA. It is a transcript of the gene wwp2, whose product is annotated as WW domain containing E3 ubiquitin protein ligase 2. Gene Ontology annotation, biological process: regulation of monoatomic ion transmembrane transport; negative regulation of transcription by RNA polymerase II; protein K63-linked ubiquitination. NCBI's taxonomy places the organism in Eukaryota, Metazoa, Chordata, Actinopteri, Siluriformes, Bagridae. Bases 129 to 2666 code for a protein of 845 amino acids. The transcript has 24 exons. Gene Ontology annotation, molecular function: ubiquitin protein ligase activity; protein binding. The record is from RefSeq and is a predicted model, not a curated record.
GCGAGAUCAGUGUGAAAUCACCCACAAUGCAUUGCGCCAUUUUCUGUCUUGUCACAUGACUACAAACAAAGGCGGAAGUAAAAAGCUAAACAUCAGAUCAGAGCAGAAAAUAUAACGGUGGUGAUGUGAUGGCAGCUGCCAGUGUGAGUCGACCCGGCGGUUUGCUAAACACAGAGAAAUCACAGCUCACCUUAAAAGUGGUAUCAGCGAGGCCUCAGUCUCCGAAGCUCCCAACUCGUCUGGCUCGCGGCAGCUCAUUUGUGGAGGUGACGGCUGACGGUCUGAGCACCGAGACCAAGAAAACCUGCAAACGCAGCGGAAAUGACCUGCAGUGGAACGAAGACCUCACACUUAAUGUGACUCCUCUGAGCCGGUUGGACCUGAAGUUGUGGAGUUGUCACACUCUGAGGAAAGAGCUUCUGGGCAGCGCCACCAUCGACCUGCUGGACACACUGCGCACUCACCAGGGGAAAAUGGAGAACCUGGAGCUCAGUCUGGAGUUACAGAUGGAGAAUAAAGGCUCGGUUGUGUCGGGUGGAGAGCUGAACGUCUGUUUGGACGGCUUGGUUGUUGAUCUGGGAUCACUGCCCAAUCAGGGUGCAGAAGCUGACAAGAUGCUGCCGACGGAUCGUACCCACCUUUUCAGUACUCAGGGCUCAGAGAUGACUGGCUCGAUCAGUAGCCCCCGCAGAAAUCUGAGAGCAGCAAGUGUAGAUUCUCCUGGAGCUUCAAGAGGAACGGUGCUGACUAAUGGAGACACAAACACAGACUCAACACACUAUGACACAGAUAAAGGUAAUCCUCCAGCAGAGGAAAAUGCGUGUGGCCAGAACACACCUCCAUCACCAUCACUCAGACCUGAUGCCCCUCCCAUCGACAUCUCUGCCCCGCCUCCAUCUGCAGAUUCAGCUCCGCCUACACAAGACCAACACACACAGCCAGUAGUGGAGGAUUUACCUGACGGUUGGGAGCAGAGAGUGUUGCCUCAUGGCCGAGUGUACUACGUGGACCACAAUACAAAGACCACCACAUGGGAGAGACCCCUUCCCCAAGGGUGGGAGAAGCGCGUGGAUCAGCGCGGACGCUUUUACUACGUGGACCACAACACGCGGACAACGACGUGGCAGCGGCCCACGGCUGAGUCAGUCAGGAACUUCGAGCAGUGGCAGAGUCAGCGCAGUCAACUCCAGGGGGCCAUGCACCUGUUCAACCAGAGAUACCUGUACCAGUCGUCUGGCGCUCCGGUUGAGAAUGAUCCUCUGGGCACUCUUCCUCCAGGAUGGGAAAAGCGUCAGGACAAUGGCAGAGUUUAUUUUGUCAAUCACAACACACGGACCACACAGUGGGAGGAUCCUCGAACCCAAGGGAUGAUCCAUGAGCCCCCACUGCCCCCUGGCUGGGAGAUGAAGUACACUGCUGAGGGUGUGAGGUACUUUGUAGAUCAUAAUUCUCGCACCACUACCUUCAAAGACCCGCGUCCAGGAUUUGAGUCAGGCUCACGACAGGGUGGAUCACCAGGUGCCUAUGACCGAAGCUUCAGAUGGAAAUAUCAGCAGUUCCGUUUUCUGUGCCAUUCUAAUGCUUUGCCCAGUCAUGUAAAAAUUUCAGUUUCGAGGCAGACUCUGUUCGAGGACUCGUUCCAGCAGAUUAUGAACAUGAAGCCUUACGACCUGCGCAGGAGGCUCUACAUCAUAAUGAGAGGAGAGGAGGGGCUCGACUACGGCGGCAUCGCCAGAGAGUGGUUCUUCCUGCUGUCCCACGAGGUGUUGAACCCGAUGUACUGUCUGUUUGAAUAUGCCGGUAAAAAUAACUACUGUCUGCAGAUAAACCCCGCCUCCUCCAUAAACCCGGACCACCUCACUUACUUUCGCUUUAUUGGUCGCUUUAUCGCCAUGGCUCUGUAUCAUGGGAAGUUUAUCGAUACAGGCUUCACUCUGCCUUUCUACAAGCGCAUGCUGAAUAAAAAACCCACACUGAAGGAUCUGGAGUCCAUCGACCCCGAGUUCUACAACUCCAUCGUCUGGGUCAAGGAAAACGAUGUGGAGGAGUGUGGAGUUGAGCUGUAUUUUGCACAGGACAUGGAGAUUUUGGGGAAGGUGUCCACGCACUCGCUGAAGGAUGAUGGUGAGAACCUGCUCGUCACUCAGGAGAACAAGGAGGAGUAUAUCAGUUUGCUGACAGACUGGCGGUUCUCACGGGGAGUGGAGGAACAGACCAAAGCAUUUCUAGAUGGCUUUAAUGAAGUUGUUCCACUUGAAUGGCUUCGUUACUUUGAUGAGAAGGAGCUGGAGCUGAUGCUGUGUGGGAUGCAGGAGAUUGAUCUGAGUGACUGGCAGAAAAACACCAUCUAUCGGCAUUACACUAAGAACAGCAAACAGAUCCACUGGUUCUGGCAGGUUGUGAAGGAGAUGGACAAUGAGAAAAGGAUUCGACUGCUGCAGUUUGUCACAGGAACAUGUCGGCUCCCUGUGGGAGGAUUCGCUGAGCUGAUCGGGAGUAACGGACCACAGAAGUUCUGCAUCGACAAAGUGGGCAAGGAAACAUGGCUGCCGAGGAGCCACACCUGUUUUAAUCGUCUGGACCUGCCACCGUACAGGAACCUGGAACAGCUGCGCGAGAAACUUCUGUUCGCCAUCGAGGAGACCGAGGGCUUCGGUCAGGAGUGAGCGCAUGAACUGAGGACUCGACACCGAGGUCCUGAAGAUGGGGACAAGACCACAGACCAAUAUACCGCUUUGCACCAUGAACACAGGCUCUUAGCACUCUGACAUGCAUUUACGCUAAUUUACAUCAUAAUAAUAAUACAAUUCUAUUUAUGUAGCAAAAGACCAAACUUUACAGAAUGAAAUGUUUAAAUCACAUAGAAAACAGUAAAGCCUGAAAAAAAAAGCCUUUAAAACCAUCACCAUGGCAACACUUCCUGGACCAAACGCAAAAGAAAAUCUUAGGCUUUGUCCCUUUGAGUCUCCUGUAGGUGGUGCCACAGCCACAGAAUCCCGUUGCCAUGGAAUCAGCAUCACAACCGAUUAAAUAAAACCAUUAUAGAGAUAAAGUCACAAUGAACACGGGAGAGACAGCGAGCCUCAGUCCCACUGACAGAGAGGGGAAAAACUAGUGUACAUAAUUCUCUCACACACACACACACACACACACACUCGUACACACAGAUAGAUCAGGAGUGUGUGGUGCCCUAGCAACCAGCAGUGAACUCAAGUUAAGGGGUGUGCAUGCAGGUGAACCGGGUUAAAUUUACAUGAGUGACUGAGAGAGAGCGUGUGUGUGUGUGUGUGUGUGUGUGUGUGUGUGUGUGUACGCAUGUGUACGCAUGUGUGCGUGUGUGCACGCUGUAAAAAGGAAAUGGCUCAAAAAUAAUUUUAUUCCUAAGUUUUGUAUUUGAUUUGUGUUAAUUGUGAGACAAUGUGUUCCUGUACAGUGUGUGUGUGUGUGUGUGUGAGCAUGAGGGGAGGAGAGUGUGUGAGCGAAAGCAACUGGUGUACAAACGUCCAUAAUUAAACACAGUGUGUACAGAA